Messenger RNA from Nerophis ophidion (straightnose pipefish), 1204 nucleotides. RefSeq names its product putative olfactory receptor 13C6. Gene Ontology annotation, cellular component: membrane. Gene Ontology annotation, biological process: G protein-coupled receptor signaling pathway. The annotation marks the transcript as partial. The transcript is spliced from 2 exons. The record is from RefSeq and is a predicted model, not a curated record. Gene Ontology annotation, molecular function: G protein-coupled receptor activity; olfactory receptor activity. Lineage: Eukaryota; Metazoa; Chordata; Actinopteri; Syngnathiformes; Syngnathidae.
UUCCCAAACGUUUAUUGAGCGUUGUUAAAAGAAAAGGUGAUGUAACACAAUGGUGAACAUGCCCUUUCCCAACUACUUUGGCACGUGUUGCAGCCAUGAAAUUCUAAGUUAAUUAUUAUUUGCAAAAAAAAAAUGAAGUUUAUGAGUUUGAACAUCAAAUAUCUUGUCUUUGUGGUGCAUUCAAUUGGGUUGAAAAUGAUUUGCAAAUCAUCGUAUUCCGUUUAUAUUUACAUCUAACACAAUUUCCCAACUCAUAUGGAAACGGGGUUUGUAAAAGAGGAGAACGCCUCUUCAACUUGGAGGCCAAUCGCAGGCAGUCUGCAUCCUGUGGGUCAUCUUUAUCAGGUGGACGACUUCUUACUCUUCUCAGCAUUGACUGCUCACAACAAGUUCCAUCAACAUCACCGUGAAGACUUGGAGGAGCUUGUUGACAUGACAGCAUCUUUUGAUGGAGGACUUGAUGGAAGCUGAAUUCAAUGGAACAUUUAUAACUCUUGGUGGCUUUGUAGAAAUGGACAAGUAUAGAUAUCUUUACUUUGUUAUCUUGUUGACGAUAUAUAUUAUCAUCCUCUGCACUAACUGCACCAUUAUAUGUCUGAUCUGGAUCCACAGGGACCUUCAUGAGCCUAUGUACAUUUUCAUUGCAGCUUUGUCACUAAACUCUCUUUUGUUUAGCACUGCUAUCUACCCUAAACUUUUCAUUGACAUCUUAUCUCACAAACAGACCAUUUCUUAUUCUGCUUGUCUGUUUCAAUAUUUGCUUUACUAUUCAUUUGCAGUAUCAGACUUCUUACUGUUGUCAGCCAUGGCUUAUGACAGGUAUGUGUCUAUCUGCAAACCUCUGCAUUAUCCAACUAUCAUGGGGAAAAGAACUGUUAUUGUCCUCCUGACUUUGGCCUGGUUUCUAUCUACAUGUGAGGUUGCAGUGGCAACUGUGAUUAGUUCUCAAAAAAAACUAUGUGACCUUACAACAAAAGGCAUUUUUUGUAACAAUACAAUUUUUAAGCUUCACUGUGUAAAAUCAUCAUUUCUUAACGCGUAUGGUUUGUUUGUAUUGAUGAAUCUUGUUGUUGUUCCUUUGAUGUUCAUCCUUUUUACGUACAUAAAGAUAUUUAUAGUAACUUAUCACAGUUGUGUAGAAGUCAGGAAAAAAGCGGCAGAGACAUGUUUACCUCACCUGAUGGUUUUAUUACUGCACUGGCUU